Molecule: messenger RNA, 5671 nt
Organism: Danio rerio (zebrafish)
Lineage: Eukaryota; Metazoa; Chordata; Actinopteri; Cypriniformes; Danionidae
Source: RefSeq, a predicted model, not a curated record
GUCAUCAUGUGUUAUGUCAGUCAGCUGGUCAUUUACAUGCUGCCGUAUGAUAGUUUGUGUGUGCGUUCAGUUCACGAGCAACAAGAAAGUUGCACAACAGACUUAAAAGAUGUUUGCUGAAGAUGCUUUUAAAGAACUUUGCUCUGUUAGGAAAGCCUCAAAUGUGUGAGUUACACAGACGGGAAGAGUUCAUCACAUGCUUUGUCAAAUCUCUGAUAAAAGCACAGUUUUAUGGAACAUUGUGAUGUAUUUAUUAUUAUUAUUUAUUUGUUCCGGAGUGAUUCUUGACAAGGGGUGGUAACACAUCUUUUGGAGGACCGAGUCAUGCUUUAACGUACAAAAUCAGUCAUGGAGGAGCUGGAUCCGGAGGAGCAGUUCCUCAGGGAUGCCAGGAACGGGAACCUAGAAGGCAUCCAGAGGCUUCUCAUGUGCAAGAUAAAGGAGGAGGCCAACAUCGACAUCAACUGCAAGGGCAAGAGCAAAUCAAAUCAUGGCUGGACACCGCUUCAUCUGGCCUGUUAUUUUGGACACAGAGAUGUUGUUGAAGCAUUACUGAAGGCUGGAGCUGAUGCCAAUUUGCCAAAUAAUGUUGGAGAUACACCACUCCAUAAAGCAGCAUUCACAGGGAGAAAAGAGGUUGUGAUGUUGCUCCUUCAGCAUGACGCUUGUGCUUCGGUUAUCAAUGGGAUGGCGCAGAUUCCUAAAGACAUUACACAGAGUGCCGAGAUUAAAAGCAUGCUGGAGGCUACUGAGAGGACAGAAGAGAGGAAACUGGAGGAGCAGCUGCUGGAAGCGGCGCGAGAAGGAGCCGUAUCUACACUCACAAGACUGCUGAACUUGAAGAAACCUCCAAAUAUAAACUGCACGGAUCUGCUGGGAAACACACCACUGCAUUGCGCCGCUUACAGAGGCCAGAAACAGUGCGCUGUCAAACUUCUGCAGCACAAGGCCAAUCCUAACGUCAAGAAUAAAAACGAUCAGACUGUUUUUGACUUGACUAACGAUGCAGAAAUGAAGCAGAUCAUUGCAGGAAAUGUUGUGAAAGGCAUGACACGGCAUGUUAAAAUGUUUGAAGGGCCUCUUUGGAAGAGUUCAAGGUUUUUUGGCUGGCGCUCCUACUGGGUGGUUCUUCAAGACGGGGUCUUGUCAUGGUACCCUAAACAGACGGAUGCGGAUUCAAACACACGCCGGCAAGGUUGUAAACCACUAACACAAGCACACUGCAUGAUUAAAGCGAAAGAUAACUGCUAUUUCACGGUCAAAUGCUUUGACGACAGCGUUCACCAUUUCAAAGUGACCCAGAAGAACAACCCUGAAGAAAGCAGAAAAAUGUGGCUGGAGGCCAUCGAGGAGCAUUCGGCCUUCAGCACUCAUUACUGCUCACAGGAGCCUGACAGCGAGGAAGAGGAGGACAAUGCUGUGUCUGUGAAUGAGCUUUCUGAGUCACUUCAGCGGGCCGAGUCCUGUCACCAGAGACUGGAGAAGGAGGUGUUGAGUCUCCUGUCCAUGGUAAAAGAAGACGGCCUGGCGGAAAAAAUCCCUGUGACGGUCAUUCAGAAGCUGAAGGAUGUCUGUGAAGCCUCCAGUGAAAGCUGCUCCUCACUGCACCGGUGUCUGGAGCUCUUUUCCAGACAAGAAGGAGCGCGCAGUGUGAAACUGGAGCAGGAGGUGGAGAAGAAUAAAAUCCUGUCGGAGGCUCUGCAGACUCUGGCCACUGAACAUCAUGAGCUGGAGCAGUCGGUGGUCAAAGGCUCGUCGCCGCGUAGUGUCCUCAGCGAUGACGAGUUCUACGAUGCUCUGUCUGAUUCAGACUCGGAGCCUGUGCUGAGCGGCUUCCAGACAGACGGACACUCACACGAAGACCACGACGACUUCACGUCUGAGCUUUACUGCAGCAUCCCAGGACAACACAGUGGCAGGAUGUCCCAAGAAGAGCGUCGAGGAGAGGAAGAGGAUGAUGAAGAGGUGGCCAAUGUUAACGGAUUGAGGAAACACAGAACAAGUUUACCAGCCCCAAUGUUCUCCAGAAAUGACUUCAGUAUCUGGAGCAUCCUAAGGAAGUGCAUUGGGAUGGAGCUGUCUAAGAUCACCAUGCCAGUUAUUUUUAAUGAACCGCUCAGUUUUCUCCAAAGACUGACUGAAUAUAUGGAGCACACAUACCUCAUCCAUCAGGCUAAUUCUUCAGAAAACUCCAUUGAGAGAAUGAAGUGUGUGGCCGCGUUUGCUGUAUCGGCUGUGGCAUCUCAAUGGGAAAGGACAGGUAAACCCUUCAACCCCCUGCUAGGAGAAACGUACGAGUUAGUCAGGGAUGAUCUUGAUUUCCGGCUGAUAUCUGAACAAGUGAGCCACCAUCCUCCAAUCAGCGCCUUCCAUGCUGAGGGUUUGCAGAAGAACUUUGUGUUUCAUGGCUCCAUCUAUCCCAAACUGAAGUUUUGGGGCAAGAGCGUGGAGGCUGAACCUAAGGGCAUCAUAACUCUUGAACUUCCCAAGCAUAAUGAGGCGUACACAUGGACGAACCCCACGUGUUGUGUCCACAACAUCAUUGUGGGACAGCUGUGGAUUGAACAGUACGGCAACGUUGAGGUUAUUAACCACAGAACUGGUGAAAAAUGUUGUCUGAAUUUUAAACCAUGUGGCCUUUUUGGGAAGGAAUUACAUAAGGUUGAAGGCUACAUCUUAGAUAAGAGCAAAAAGAAAGUAUGUGUGCUGUAUGGCAAAUGGACGGAGUGCAUGUAUUUGGUCGACCCAGCAACAUUCGAAACUCACAAGAAGAAUGAUAAGAAAGCAUCAGAAGAGAAGAAAAGCAGUAAACAGUCUCAGUCAUCAGACUCUGAAGAAACACCUCAACCAGGUGGAGAUUCACUGGAGGUGAUCCCAGGAAGUCAGCUGCUUUGGAGAAUAGCACCUAGACCUGCCAACUCUGCACAGAUGUACAGCUUCACUUCAUUUGCCCUGCAACUCAAUGAGCUGGAUAAAGAGAUUGAAUCGGUCAUCCCCAAAACGGACAGCAGACUAAGGCCAGAUAUCCGAGCGAUGGAGAACGGAGACAUCGACAUGGCCAGCGAAGAGAAGAAGAGACUGGAGGAGAAACAGAGGGCGGCACGUAAGAACCGCUCCAAGUCAGAUGAUGAGUGGAAGGCGAGAAACAUCGCUUCAGGCCCCAGGUGGUUUCAUCAAGGUCCGAAUCCACACAAUGGCUCUCAGGACUGGCUGUUCUCCAAUAGCUACUGGGACCGUGAUUAUUCCCAAGUACCGGACAUAUACUGACCUGUACAAAAAUCUUGCACUGUCAUUGAUAAACUGUAUAGUAAAAACUACAUCUACUAUAACUAUUAAAACCAACUCGGCACUGGUUGGCUAGGCCAACAUUUCAAUUAUUAUAUACAGAUGAAGUCAGAAGUAUUCGGCUCCCUGUUUAUUUUUACCCCAAUUUCUGUUUAACGGAGACAUUUUUCAACACAUAUCUAAACAUUAAUAGUUUUAAUAACUGAUUUAUUUGAUCUUUGCCAUGAUGACAGUAAAUAAUAUCUGACUAGAUCAUUUUCAAGACACUUCUAUACAGCUUAAAGUGACAUUUAAAGGCUUAACUAGGGGAAUUAGGUUAACUAGGCAGGUUAGGGUAAUUAGGCAAGUAAUACUAAUAAUAAUUCUGACUUCAACUGUAUAGUUUGUUAAGCAAGAGCUGUUUUAAAUUCACCCAGAGCUGAUUUUAGUUUUUACAAAUGUUCAUAUUUAAAUAAACAUGCAACAAUCAAGGAUUUUUAGGAAUUGCAGAUUGUGACAUAUGAUGAUGAGGAUUACAUCAAGCUGGCCUUAAUAUACCAUAGCAAUAUCAGGGUACUGUAAUGGCAAUAAUAUGCUAUUUUAGUCCGACGAGAAAAUGAAAUAAGGAUUUAACAAUGGUAGAUUUAAGGUGUCCAGCAAGACUCAGGUCUGAGACCAUUUUGUUUUCUGUUUACUAAAUUUAGAAAGUUCAUACAUUCCUUCCAUACUGUGAUAAAAAACCUGACAGGUUCUAAAAAUGACUGUUACAUUUAAAUGUUAACUUUUAAUAUGCAAAUUCACACUUCAAAGUCUCUAUUUACAAUUCAGUAUUGGGAUAGUGCAUUCCUGCUGCUUUGUUGUGAUGUUGAUUUAAAGAGUUCACAUGUUGACUAAUAAAUUGUUAUAUUAUUUAAUAAUAUAACAAUCUUACUUUAUGUAUUUAUUUGGAGUCUGUUAUUCGUCUGUUUUUUUUAAGUUGGUCUUGAACAGGAACAUUGAGCUUUCGGUUGAUGAGUUCUACUUUUAACCCUAUAUGAAUUUACAUUGUGUUUGAGAGUGUUACAUGUUGUUGAGUGUAUAUUUUUUUUAGAGAUUUAUCUUAUUGAAAACAAAUAUGCCUACAGGUGUCUAACAGAAUAGAUCUGUACAGAAAAGACUUUAAAGGGACAGUUCACUGAAAAUGUUCAUUUACUGACACUCACCUGGUUCCAAACCAUUAUUUUGGAUGUUGGAAUGUUGAAAACUGGUGGUCAAUAGGAAAACAAAAUGCUAUGGAAGUCAGUGGACGACAUUCUUCAGUCUUCAAAGAUGACACAUGUUUUAUUUUUGAGUGAACUGUACCUUUACACAUUGUAAUUACAUCUGAAUAAUAAAAAUACAAAUAAAAAAACGUGUUCGAUUAUUUUAUGCUGUAUAAAGUGUUUUAUAUAGUUUCAAACAAGAAAAAGAUUCAAUUUCACCCUGCUAAAAUUAUGUUUAGAAAUUGCUAACAUACUAUUUCUCUGUUUUUCGCCACUGCAAACAAAAAGUGUCUAGACUCAUGACAUUAUUUUUUAGGAUAACAGGAUUAUUUUAGGAGUAGGUUAUGAGUAGGUUACAAUAUCUCAAUUUGAGCCAUCAUACUCUGCUGCAUAACUUAUUUUCUCCAGACUCUCCAUCAUUCAUUGCAUUUUGUUUGUAAUAGCUCUACAAAUCGCCUUCGUCAUUGUGACUUUAUUCAUUUAUUAUAACCACUAAUUCAGUGAGUGAAUUAGUAAAAGUCAUUGGUGAGUAAUUUCAAACAUAAGCGGUGCAUAAAUACAAGCAUUUUUAUAGUGGGUAAAUUUGAACUGCUUAUAGGUGUAAUCGUCCCACUUUUUAACCUAUUUAUAUCUAACUUUUAAUAUCUGGGAAUUGUAAAUAAGGCAUUUUUAGUAAAAGUCAAUGACUUGGAGGCUUGAAUGUUUUAUUGAAAGUCUGUUAUGUACAUUUGAAAAACAGUGAUGGUUAAAAUUGACGCCAUAGCAGUUCAGUGUUUUAUCAUUUACAUUAAAAUUUUCUUGCAAUUUGACUUUAUUAAUUUAAAUAACACAAAAUGUCUUAAUUCAAAGAACACACCGAACUCACGCAGCAUGUUUAAUGGCAAGUUUCGUUAUUUUAUUAAUUACAUUUCCUAAUUCUAUUGUCCUCACAAGGUUUAAAUACCCUGAACAUCCAAUAUUGAUACGUUUCACAGUGAAGACAGGAUUUGAGCUUCAGAUCGGUGGAGAAUCAUGUACAGUAGUGAAUAAAGCCCAUCGGAGGGACAGACGCAUUACAUCGACGGGGCUGAGGAAAUCAGAAGGUGCAAGUUCCACAACAAUUUCACAAUAUAUACACCAACUUAAUUUCUUUCAAGUUAUUCAGAGGCAACAUUAUCAAAAAAAAA